AUCGAACGGUUGAGAGAUUGUCUCAUUGGUGCAGCGACACUACAAACGGCGCGCAUAGUAUCAGGGUUUUAGCUUAGCGAGCUGAGGCUGAAAACCCAGAGAGUGAUUGCGAGAGCGCUGAAAAAUAGCACAGACAGAGAGAGAUGCAGAAAGCAAAAGCUUUUGAAACUUUGAGGAGGUGUGUGAGCCAGAGAGGAAGCUCUCUUUCCCAUCACAGAGCCUUUUCUGCUCAACCAAACUAUGCCCAAUAUGAUGAUGUCGAAGACCUGGUUACGGUUGAGGGAAGAGCUAAAUCAAGAGCAGCCAUUCUCAAUAGACCAUCUGCACUGAAUGCUCUCAAUAACGCUAUGGCAGCUCGCCUGAAGAGACUCUAUGAAUCAUGGGAGGACAACCCAGAUAUUGGAUUUGUUUUGAUGAAGGGUAGUGGGAGGGCCUUCUGCUCUGGUGCAGAUGCUGUUAGCCUUUAUCAACUAGUGAAUGAAGGGAAUGUUGAGGAAUGUAAAAACUUUUUCGAGACAUUGUAUAAGUUUGUAUAUAUCCAAGGAACCUACCUGAAGCCACAUGUAGCGAUAUUGGAUGGUAUCACCAUGGGAGCUGGGGCUGGCAUUGCACUCCCAGGAAUGUUCCGGGUGGUGACUGAUAAAACUGUAUUUGUCAAUCCGGAGACUCAGAUGGGUUUCCAUCCUGAUGCAGGGGCUUCCUUUUAUCUGUCUCGUCUACCUGGCUACCUAGGAGAAUACUUGGCUCUUACAGGAGACAAGCUUAAUGGUGUAGAAAUGAUUGCAUGUCGCCUUGCUACGCACUAUACGCUAAACGCAAGACUUGCUGUGGUUGAAGAACGCCUUGGUAAAUUAGCUACAGAUGAACCUUCUGUAAUAGAAACAUCUCUUGCACAAUAUGGUGACCUUGUUUAUCUAAACAAGAGGAGUAUACUUUCUAAGCUUGAGGUUGUUGAUAGAUGUUUCAGCCAUGACACGAUUGAGGAAAUUAUUGAUGCUUUGGAAAAGGAAGCUGCCGAUUCUUAUGAUGAAUGGUGCACAACAGCCCUCAAGAAACUAAAAGAAGCCUCCCCCUUGAGUUUGAUAGUUUCUUUGCGAUCUAUACGUGAGGGCCGAUUUCAAUCACUUGAUCAGUGUCUGGCUCGUGAAUAUCGUAUAUCCCUUAAUGCAAUUUCCAGACUGGUCUCUAGUGACUUCUUUGAGGGCGUUCGAGCAAGAUUGGUGGACAAGGACUUUGCGCCCAAGUGGGAUCCUCCUAGUUUUAAAGAAGUGUCCAAAGACAUGGUUGAUUGCUAUUUCUCCCCACUUUCAGAAUUUGAGCCUGAGCUGGAGCUGCCCACAGCAUCACGAGAACCAUUUAUGCAAUAGACGGAUUCACAUAAAAAAUGACACUGAACUUAUGCAAUGCUUUGUUUGUCUCGAGUUAGAAUUCGACAUACCCCUUAGAAAUUAUUUCAACGCAUUUCUUUGUAAUAGCAUUGUAUCAUCUGAAAGUACAGGCCUUUUAGCUGCUAUUAGCUUUGGGAGGACUCAUUAUUUUUUGUUGGUCAUGCAAUGAAUAUAAAGGGUUUUCACUUCUCAGACAAUCA
Molecule: messenger RNA, 1588 nt
Organism: Prunus persica (peach)
Lineage: Eukaryota; Viridiplantae; Streptophyta; Magnoliopsida; Rosales; Rosaceae
Product: 3-hydroxyisobutyryl-CoA hydrolase-like protein 2, mitochondrial
Exons: 14
Coding region: 144-1367 (407 amino acids)
Biological process (GO): L-valine catabolic process
Molecular function (GO): 3-hydroxyisobutyryl-CoA hydrolase activity
Source: RefSeq, a predicted model, not a curated record